Molecule: messenger RNA, 1065 nt
Organism: Coffea arabica (coffee)
Lineage: Eukaryota; Viridiplantae; Streptophyta; Magnoliopsida; Gentianales; Rubiaceae
Source: RefSeq, a predicted model, not a curated record
AUGCCGGGUUCACCCAUUAUGAAUGGUGUAACUGAAAGACGAAAUAGAACUCUUAAAGACAUGGAUCCUAUUCCUGAACAAGAUCAUGACAUCAUAAAUCAAGACAAUGUCGAAGAACAAACUGUUAUGGAAAAACAAACUCUUUCUUUUCAAGAAACAGUGACAUUAAGAAGAUCUAUUAGAGAAAGGAGAAAUGCAGUGCUAGAUGAUUACAUUAUUUUUCUCCAAGAACAUGAGGAUGACUCUGGACUGAUGGAAGAUGAUCCAAUCAACUUUCGUCAAGUCAUGGAAAGUUCAAAUUCUCAAAAGUGGAUCGAUGCCACAAAUGAGGAGAUUAAAUCCAUAAAAGACAAUGAUGUUUGGGAUCUUGUCACAUUGUCAGAAGGAGCGAAACUCAUUGGUUUGGCGCAUUUCGAUCUUGAGUUACAUCAGAUGGAUGUAAAGAUAGCAUCUCUCAAUGGUAACAUUGAUGAGACAAUUUAUAUGGUGCAACCAAAAAACUUUGUAUCAGGAGAUCCAAAGAAUAUUAAAACAAAAGAUUAUAUGCUCACGUAUCGGAAGUCAGAUGAGUUAGAGAUCAUUGGGUAUACUGAUUCCGAUUAUGCUAGAUGCCAAGAUACUAUGAAGUCAACGUUAGGCUAUAUCUACUCGUUGGCUAGAGGUGCCAUAUCUUGGAAGAGUGCUAAACAGUUCCUCAUAGCAUCUUCUAUUAUGGCUACAGAAUUUAUAACUUGUUAUGAGACAUCCAAUCAAGGAAUUUGGCUGCGAAAUUUCGUCACAGGAUUACGUGUAAUGGAUAGUAUUGAAACACCACUCAAAUUAUUUUGUGACAAUAAAUCAGCAAUCCUAUAUUCUAAUAAUAACAGGAGUUCGAAGAAAUCUAAACAUAUAGAUAUCAAGUUCCUGACUGUUAAAGAAAGAGAGCAGAGUGAACAGUUAUCGAUAGAGUAUAUCGGGACAAACUUCAUGGUUGCAGAUCCGCUUACUAAGGGAUUGCCACCCAAAAUAGUUCAUGAGCAUACUGUUUGUAUGGGUGUCAUGUUGUUAAAUGAUGUACAGUUUUAG